AUUUUGAAAAAGAAUAUUUGUUUGUAUUUUUGUGCAUUUUAUUUUGUAGUUGGCUAGAGUUAUUAAUUUCAAAUCCUCUGGAAUUUUGAUUGUUUGAUAGAUAAAUCUCAAGGGAUGUAUUAUGUUUCUCACCACCAGAGCAGGGCUGAUUUCAGAUAGACAGACAGCAUGGUUUAUUUUCAUUAUUUCCCACUUUGUUUACAGUUAAUUAUCUCUCCAUACUGGUAGGACGUACAUGAGAAAAACUGUAGGAAGUUAUGGUUAGGACAUUACACAUCAAAAGACUGUGGUUAAUGACAUUAAAAAUCAACAUAUGAGAGUAACUCUUGUUAACAACACAUAUGCUGUAACAGAGAUAACAUACAGAGUAUAGCAACAAAACGCUCCAUACUAGAAAAGUACUUCCACCUUUAAUGUUCUACAACAUUGUUAUUUGUUGCCUGCAUCCCCAGAAAUUAUGUCAGCUAUGAAUUUGUUCAAGUGGACUAGUCCAAUAAGUUUCCACAAGAGCUCGGCAUACGGUUCCCUCCCCGACAGGAUGGGACAGGACAGCCAGACUGUGGACCUAGGCAGCCACAAGGUCAUCUACUGUGUUCAUGGUAAACCUAGUGGCUGCUGUGCCACUGUUGUCAACGACUCUUCCAAACCCAUCCAUCAUGUCUGCCGAUAUACCCAGAGAGACUAUAACUAUAGGUUAGUAUUUUAUACUGAUAUUUAUAUUUGUGUCAAAAAAGGUCCACACACUAGUUUGAAACGUUUUACUUUGUUGAAUUCAUUAUUUUAUACUUAUUUCAUUUAAGUAAAGCCUUUUAUU
Molecule: messenger RNA, 814 nt
Organism: Homalodisca vitripennis (glassy-winged sharpshooter)
Lineage: Eukaryota; Metazoa; Arthropoda; Insecta; Hemiptera; Cicadellidae
Exons: 2
Coding region: 458-799 (113 amino acids)
Source: RefSeq, a predicted model, not a curated record